UGAUUACUUAAGCUUUACGUUUGUUCACUGAACCAAUACUUCGUAUAAACGUUCAAUGCAGUAACAUGUUUUUUUCAUUUCAGUUGAUCCAGUUUUUUAGACCAAAAAUAUACUGCAAAAUGCAGUUACUCUGCUUGUUGAUAUUUAUAGGAGCUACUCAAUGUGAUGAUUCAUCAGAAAUACCGCCAGAUUCUUUUGAUAAUUUGGGAGUACCGGAUGCUCAGGAAUAUGUUUCACAAUUACAAUUAUCAGUUCAAUCAUCAUAUAUAACUUCAGUUGAAUGUAUGCUAUCAUCAAAUCAUUACAUACAAAGUGGAUUUUCUGAAAUUGAUAGCUCUUCAAAUAAUUUGGAAGAAAAUUUAGUAACGAAAUUUAAAGAUGGGUUCAGUAGCAUGGAAAAUAUGAUGCUCGGCUUCCAACAAACUGAUGAGGAAAAAGAAUCGCAAGACAAAAUUAAUGCUGUAGUAUCCAUGACAGUUAACUAUUACCAAAAAAAAGAUGUAACUGUUGAAAAAUGCGAAACAAAGCUCAGCGAAGUAACAGAAGUGCAUCAAGCGCAAUCAAUUCUAACCGCAAGAUGGUGUGAAUCAUCUUACAUUGACUUCAUGAAUGAUGUUACAACGAUAAAAACUAAGUAUACCAGUGGAACGAGUGGAACGAGUGACGCAGAUAAAAUGAAUACUAAUCAAUGGGCUACUCAGGUGAAUCAGUAUUAUGAUGCAAGAGAAAGUAUAAUUAAUAAAACAAAUGUAUACGCAUCAAUUAGAGAAGCGUUUUUGUUUGGUAGUGGAAUAAAUUUGUGUGAAGGUUCCGCAAACACUGAUCAAUCAUUACUGAAAAUAUACGAAACUGAUGAUUUAUCAAAAUUUUUCGGCAAAACUGAUAAUGACGCAUCAGCACUAUUAUGCCAGACAGUCACACAAAUGUAUACAAUUUAUAAGUCUUCAUUGACUAAUAUUUAUUUAAAAUCGGUUGUUCAUUCAAAUUGUGACUUAGCAAUGAGGGUUACAAUAUGGGAACAAGUGAAUUUAGUUAGAGCAAAUUUUGAGUACAUGAGUCAAAACAUAGUAUCGUUUAUAAAAACAACACAAACAGAUGCAGAAUCUAGUUUUGGUGCUGAUUCUGAAGAAUAUAAAAAAAUCAUGAUAACCUUAUAUACUUGUGUGAAUAAAAUGCUUUUAACAGUUGUUAAAACUACCGAAAUACAUUAUAAACGUGCGUUGAACUUUAAACCUGAUAGAAGUAUGAUUAAAAUGGAUUUCAAUAAAUACAAAGUAGAUACGAUUGAAAAUUACUAUGACAAUAUCGCUUAUAGUGGUACUAAUAUAGAUGACUUUGAUAUGCGUAUUGUUGAUAAAGGUGACUGUUCAUAUCCAUCACCACAAAUGUGUAUACCACAGAAUAUGUACUCAUUAUUAGUAAAUAAAUUAGUUUUACAAACUUUUAUUUGUCAACUAAAUUAUAUAGAUGUACGAAGAAAAACAACAAAGUACGAUGUAAAAAAUGUGGAUUCUUGGAUAUAUGAAAAAAUCACAAUGGUACAAUUCCAAAAUUCAAUCAUAUUUUCCAAAUGUACAGCGAUUGUAAACAAAAUGUUUAUUAUGAAUUGUGCCACUUAUACAUAUGUAUUAUUGAUCACAGAUCAAAGUACUCAAACUACCGAUGUUCAACAAAUUAUUGAUCAAUCAACAACUGAUGUAAUUGGAACACUGUGUGUAAAUGUUUUGGAAAUAACCGACACCUAUAAUACUGUUGAAAUAUUUGUAGAUAAAAAUAGUAAUACGAACGAUACAUCAGUAGUAUACAGACCUGGCCAACCAAGAAAUUCGAAUACUCCACCACCUGGAAACUAUCCCACUAACAACGGAAGCUAUCCAACUAAUAACGGAAACCCUGCCCCCAACAACGGAAACCCUGCCCCCAGCAACGGAAACCCACCCCCCAAAAACGGAAACCCACCUUCCUACAACGGAGGCUAUCCAACUAAUAACGGAAGCCCUCCCCCUAACAGUGGUAACUAUUCGAAACUGGAAAGUCCAACAAAUAACUAUCCAAGUAAUGGAAAUAAUCAAUAUUCGUUUAUAAUAUCUAGUAAACCAAUAACAAAAAUAAUAGAAAUAAUCCGAAGUUCUCCUAAAAACAAAAUAACAUCAUGUUUAACUAACGUCCAGAGCGCAGGAGAAACCGAAUACACGAAAGUAGUGAAAAAAUCAUUGGAAAUUUGUCAACAAAUAACUCAGUAUAAUGCAGAUUAUUUAGAAAUCGUAACUUCAGAUUCACUAAAAUAUUUAUCAGAAGUGACAACUCCUGAUUCUGCAGAUUAUUAUCGAGCAUUAAUCAUAAUAUUUAGAGAUACACAGGAAAAAUCAAAAAUUUUAUUUUCGACGAUGGUUAUACCACUCAAGAGAACAACUAGUUAUUCGUUAACAUCUGAUGUAUAUUUAGAAGUGCCUCAAACUAUGGAAUGCAAGGAUUUCGUCAAUAACAUUUAUAAAUAUUUUGAAGUAAAUAUUGAAGAAGUAUAUAACAAUGACAAUGAUGCUGAUUUAUACCUACAAAAUAGUAUGACUCAAUUUAAUAAAAUAUACGAAACGGUUGUCAAGGCAGUUAAGGAAACACAGGAUGAUUCCUAUAAAACAUUUCUAUUAUGCUAUUUAGAAAAAACUAUUGCUGUGUACAAACAAACCACCAACUGUUUCAAAGAACAAAUUGUUCAAUCACAACAGUUUAUUAGUCAAAGUGAAGAUAGCAAAUGUGCAUUUUAUAAAGAAAUCACACAGCGGAUGGAUUCUAUUAAUAUAAUGUAUUAUGGUGUCCUUAUAAAAUCGUAUCAAUAUGCCAAAAAUACUUCGUCUGUUUCAAUAUUUGUAUCUGAAUUUGACGUUAUUACUACGCAAACGGAAAUAGUGACAAGUUACACUACAAUCACCCAUGAGAGAACACUAGAGUUUUCAGUAGCAGUGUCAAAUUGAGUUUAAGAACUAGUAGUUUAGAUUUGAAAAACCAGUAGUUUGAAGUGGAGUACAAGGUUAUAUAAAUUAUCAUUUUCAGUUUGCAUAUAACACAUUUUUAUACCACAAGUACCUAGAGUUAUAAAUUAUAAUAAACUAUAAAUGUAUCUGUGUAUACAUUUUACAUGAAAUAAAGUAUAAUUAAGAAUUAAUGUCUGGAUUAAUCAUAAAAGAAAUUGUCUCUAAAAAUAUAAAUACUAAUUAAUGACAUCUAAGAUCUAACAUGUAUUUUACAUGUAUUUAUUUAGAUGUAAAAAGUAACCCAAAUUAGUCAUUGUUUAAAAAAAAAAUAUUUUAUUAUCAUCAUCUAAAUUUUGUAAUUUAUAAUAAUCAUAAAAAGGAAGUUAUCUUAUUGGCUGUGAUAAUGUUACCUUCCAAUUAAAACAUUGAAAUGUGAAAAUAAAUGCAAUUAUUAGUAUUGUAAUUAUUCAUUUUUCUUAUAAUAAAUUUAAGAAUUCUAUUAUUA
Myzus persicae (green peach aphid) is the source of this 3477-nucleotide messenger RNA. RefSeq lists its product as uncharacterized. The transcript has 4 exons. Bases 66 to 2972 code for a protein of 968 amino acids. NCBI's taxonomy places the organism in Eukaryota, Metazoa, Arthropoda, Insecta, Hemiptera, Aphididae. The record is from RefSeq and is a predicted model, not a curated record.